Alexandromys fortis (reed vole) is the source of this 2322-nucleotide messenger RNA. RefSeq names its product SCY1 like pseudokinase 3 (gene Scyl3). The record is from RefSeq and is a predicted model, not a curated record. Lineage: Eukaryota; Metazoa; Chordata; Mammalia; Rodentia; Cricetidae. The transcript has 13 exons. Gene Ontology annotation, biological process: protein phosphorylation. Gene Ontology annotation, molecular function: protein kinase activity; ATP binding. Bases 191 to 2230 code for a protein of 679 amino acids.
GUGGCGUCGGAGGAACUGGAGGCCGGUCUGUUGACCCGUUUCCGGGCCCUGGUGGUGCGGUCUGAGCCCGGUGCUCGGGAGACUGUGGGUGGAGGGGCCUAGGCCUGCGCGUCGGAGCCAGCCGCCAGCCUCCUCCCGCCGCCCGCAGACCUGCUUGAUCUGAGGAGGAACUCCCCCCACUGCAGAAGGGAUGGGAUCAGAGAACAGCGCUUUAAAGAGCUAUACACUGAAAGAGUCGCCGUUCACCUUGCCUUCUGGACUUGCUGUUUAUCCCGCCACACUGCAAGAUGGGAAAUGUGCCUCCGUGUUUGUAUAUAAGAGAGAAAAUGAAGACAAGGUUAACAAAGCCGCCAAGCACUUAAAGACCCUUCGUCACCCGUGCUUGCUAAGAUUUUUAUCUUGUACUGUGGAAGCAGAUGGCAUUCAUCUUGUCACUGAGAGAGUGCAGCCUCUGGAAGUGGCUUUGGAAACCCUGUCUCCUGCAGAAGUCUGUGCUGGAAUCUAUGACGUAUUGCUGGCUCUUAUCUUCCUUCAUGACAGAGGACAUCUGACACACAACAAUGUCUGCUUGUCUUCUAUUUUUGUGAGUGAAGACGGGCACUGGAAGCUCGGAGGCAUGGAAACGGUGUGCAGAGCUCCUGAGGCCACGGCAGAGUUUCUCAGGAGUAUCCAGUCAGUAAGAGACCCAGCGUCUAUUCCUCCUGAGGAGAUGUCUCCAGAAUUUGCAGCCCUUCCCGAGUCCCAUGGCCAUGCCCGAGAUGCCUAUUCCUUCGGAACUCUGGUGGACAGCUUGCUCCCCAUCUUGAAUGAGCAGGUUUCAGCGGGUGUUCUCUCCAGCUUCCUACAGACCUUGCACUCAACUCUACUGAAUCCCACGCCCACCUGUCGACCAGUGCUCAGCACCCUACUGUCCCAUGACUUCUUCAGGAAUGAUUUUCUAGAAGUUGUGAAUUUCUUGAGAAGUUUGACAUUAAAAAGUGAAGAUGAAAAAACUGAAUUUUUCAAAUUUCUGCUGGACAGAGUAAGCUGCUUCUCAGAAGAGUUAAUAGCUUCGAGAUUGGUGCCUCUUCUGCUUAACCAGUUGGUGUUUGCUGAGCCAGUGGCUGUUAAGAGUUUUCUUCCGUAUCUCCUUGGCCCUAAGAAAGAGAACGCACCAGGAGAGACUCCGUGCUUGCUCUCGCCAGCACUCUUCCAGUCACGGGUGGUCCCUGUGCUGCUCCAGUUGUUCGAGGUCCACGAGGAGCAUGUGCGGAUGGUGUUACUGUCCCACAUCGAAGCCUACGUGGAGCACUUCACGCAGGAGCAGCUGAAGAAAAUCAUCUUGCCACAGGUACUACUGGGCCUUCGUGACACCAGCCAUUCCAUUGUGGCAGUUACUCUUCGUAGCCUAGCGGUGCUGGUAUCUCUACUUGGACCAGAAGUGGUUGUGGGUGGAGAAAGAACCAAGAUCUUUAAGCGUACUGCUCCAAGUUUUACCAAAACUAGUGACCUUUCCCCUGAAGGUGAUCAGUUUUCUCACUCUAUUAAAUUCCCUAUGAAUGGAAUCUCAGAUGGGAAAAUCAAUUCAGAGGACAAUGGAAACCUCCCAGCAGGUUCUAGUAAGCCUGAGGAGUGGCCUGACUGGAGUGAGCCUGAGGAGUCCGAGCACCAAACUGCCAGUGUUCAGAUGCGGCUCCACAAGCCUUGUGCGGAGUCCCAGCACAGGAAUCUGAAGGCAGAAGAGUGCUGGGAUGCCUGUGAGUCUAGCUCUGGUACCCAAGUAGACACAGUGGCUGCCGCCUCUGCUGCCACGUCUGUUACCUCAGGAGAGCAGAAGCCCACUGCAGCACGGCUUCCUCCCACUCAGCACUCUACGCCUUUGAAAUGCAUCCCUUUCUCAAAGACCAGUCACACACAGCAUGGGGACGUUAAACCACCAGAAGUGUCCCAAGAAAGACCCUUUAAAGUUCGGUCAGAACUUGGUUUAGGAGAAGAGUUCACCAUACAAGUAAAAAAGAAGCCAGUACAAGAUCCUGAGUUGGACUGGUUUGCAGAUAUGAUCCCAGAUAUUAAACCUUCAGGUACUUUCCUUAUUUUGCCUGAACUGAGGACAGAAGUGAUGGUCCCUGACAAGGACGACGUCUCCACAGUGAUGCAGUUUUCCUCAAAAUUUGCUGCAACAGAACUGACUGAGGGAGAGGCAGAAGGCUGGGAAGAAGAAGAGCUGACCUGGGAAGAUAACAACUGGUGACAAUGAGCGAGAGCUUAAACUUCAGGAAGAAUUCUAAAAGAAGUAAUACCUCAAAGCAAGCUGCAUGGAUGUUAAACCCCAAAGCAGCCUGA